AUGAGGGAGCCGUGGAAGAAGGGGCAUUACAUUUACGUGGACACCUCCUUUGCCAAGCAGGGGGAGAAAGCCGUGCUGCUAAGUUCUGACUUACAGGCUGAGGAAUGGAGCUGCCUCCGCUUGGUCUACCAGAUAACCACGUCUUCAGGGUCUCCGUCAGAUCCCAGCCAGCUGAACCUCUAUGUGAGAUUUGAAGAUGAGAGCUUUGAUCGCUUGCUUUGGUCAGCUAAGGAACCUUCAGACAGCUGGCUCAUAGCCAGCCUGGAUUUGCAAAACAGUCCCAAAAAAUUCAAGAUUUUAAUAGAAGGUGUACUAGGACAGGGAAACACAGCCAGCAUUGCGCUCUUUGAAAUCAAGAUGACAACUGGCUACUGUAUUGAAUGUGACUUUGAAGAAAAUCAUCUCUGUGGCUUUGUGAACCGCUGGAAUCCCAACGUGAACUGGUUUAUUGGAGGAGGAAAUACUCGGAACUCCCACUCCAUUCUCCCACAGGAUCACACCCUCAAGAGUGAAUUGGGUCCCUCAGUCAGCUGCUGGCCUCUACAUGUAUGCAGUCAAGUGGCAGGCACCAGUCUUGGUGCCCCACAAACUUCAAUUGUCUCUGAUCAAGUUCCCUCAAGAACUAUGACCACCCUCACCUCCAGGCCCAAGAUGCCUCUAAUGGAGGCAGCCCCCGGGACGGCCCCCAUGUCUGGCUGCCUGUCAUUUUAUUACCAGCUCCAGCAGGGGAAUGACAACAUCUUCUCUGUUUAUACUCGGGAUUUGGCGGGCCUUUAUGAGGAGAUCUGGAAAAGCCAUUCAGGAAAUCCUGCCUGGAACCUUGCAGAGGUGGAGUUCAGUGCUCCGUACCCCAUGGAGAGGCAAACUUCCAGGGCUUCUCCUAGAUUUUGGAGGGUUCAGGUACCAGAUCCCCGUAGGAACAUUGUUAUUUGGCUGAAAGGAACCUUAAGAACCAUCUCGCCCAAAUGCUUUUAUUCCAAAGUGAAGAAACUGAGGCUGGAGGAGAAAGGGGGCCUGCUUGAACUAAUUAACGGCCAACUGGGCUCAAACCUGAUUGUUAUUUUUGAAGUUGCUUUCAAUGGUCCCAAAGGAGGGUAUGUUGCCCUGGAUGAUAUUUCUUUCUCUCCUGUUCACUGCCAAAAUCAGACAGUCCCUGAAGAAAAGCGGGUGAGACAGAAACUAAAGAGAAGUAGCGAAGGAUACUGCCUUGCUUCCUGCGCCGGCUGCAGCCAGCCUUAUGCCUUUAUAGAGCAGCUGCGGGCCACGUUCUGA
Molecule: messenger RNA, 1272 nt
Organism: Galeopterus variegatus (Sunda flying lemur)
Lineage: Eukaryota; Metazoa; Chordata; Mammalia; Dermoptera; Cynocephalidae
Product: MAM domain-containing protein 2-like
Exons: 9
Coding region: 1-1272 (423 amino acids)
Cellular component (GO): membrane
Source: RefSeq, a predicted model, not a curated record